Molecule: messenger RNA, 2555 nt
Organism: Mugil cephalus (flathead mullet)
Lineage: Eukaryota; Metazoa; Chordata; Actinopteri; Mugiliformes; Mugilidae
Product: potassium voltage-gated channel subfamily E member 1
Exons: 3
Coding region: 1945-2361 (138 amino acids)
Biological process (GO): membrane repolarization during action potential; potassium ion export across plasma membrane; regulation of heart rate by cardiac conduction
Cellular component (GO): membrane
Molecular function (GO): potassium channel regulator activity; delayed rectifier potassium channel activity; voltage-gated potassium channel activity involved in ventricular cardiac muscle cell action potential repolarization
Source: RefSeq, a predicted model, not a curated record
GCUGGUCUAUGUAGAACCGGGUUAAACCUCAGUCGUGUUUCUUCGUCCUCUUUGAAUCUGAAUGAGUCUGAGAGACGGAGCAGCUCCAGUUACCAGAGGGAGGAAUCAGUCCACGCUUCAGGCUUCAGGUUUCAGGCUUCAGGUUUCAGGCCUGCAGCUCAAACUCUUUCUAGUCUCUGUGGUGGACACACGGCUGGAGGGCUGAGUGCACUGAGGAAUAAAAAAAAGGUUCAGGAAACUCUCCCCAGACCUGAGCUGAGACUCACAGAGAGAGAGAGAGAGAGACUCCACGGCUCUUUGGCUCUAGAGGGGGGGAGGGAGGGGGAGGGAUGGGGGGGGAGUCCCUGCCUCCCUGCCUCCUCCUCCCGGUGGUUAUCGCCUCUGGUCGGGGAUAUCGCUCUCUGUCAUUCCUCAUGAUGAGCAGGAGGAGCGCAGGGGGUGAGACUGAGAGCUGUCCGCCUCCUGCGCCUCUUCGGAGGCCGCAUCUGCGCGUUGUUCCCGGGCGCAUCCCAGCGCCGGAGGCUCCGACGCAGGUCACCGUCAGUACGAGCCAAGAGCGACGCGUCUCUGCGUCCGUUUACCUCUCACCUCUCCCCCUCCUCCUUUUUCUCCUCCUCCUCCUCCUCCUCCUCCUCCUCCUCACGCGGCUUCCAUUCAUCCUCUGAGCAGAGUCCUCCCUGCUCCACCUGCAGGAGGAGAUGCAUCAGAGACGAGCAGAGGAAUCAGGAUGAGGAUGAUGAUGCUGUUACGAGAGGAAGGGACGCUGGUCUCUCCCUGGGAUGGGUGACGGCUGGGGGAGGGAGGAGGAGGGACGAGGGUGUUAUGUUUUGCAGCAGAGGGAUGGAGGAUGAACGGGAGGAGGAGGUACGGGGAUUAUUUAUUUAUUUAUUCUCUUCCAGAAAAGAGGCUGAAGAGUCGGGUCCUAAACAUCAGCGCCAACGACUCGAGAGCAAUAAAAUGAAAUAAAAUAAUAAUUUAAAAAAUAACACACACGACAGGUCAAAGAGAACUGAGUUAAAAAAACAAACAAAAAAACCCCGGAAAUAAUCAGAAAUCUGGAUCAGACCUUUAUCUGUCUUUAUUGUGUUUUACUUUAUUUUGUAUAAAUGAUGUAAUUUCCAUGUCUUGGCUGCUGGGUGGCUUAAAAGAUUCUAUUAUUUUUAUUUAUUUCUUUUUUAAAUUUCUUUAUUUAUUUAGACAUUUGUUUAUUUUAAUCUUUCUUUUAAUUUCCUUGUCAUCCCUGACUCACACUGAUAUAUAUAACAUAUUUGGAGGGUAUCUUAAAAACGUAUUUCUUUCUUUAUUUAUUGUGUAUUAUAUAUAUAUAUAUUCAUUUCCUUGUCAACCCUGGCUGUUGACUAAUUGGGUGUUAUAUUUAUUUAUUUAAUUUUAUUUUAUUACAUCUUAUUCAUUUAUUAGUUUUUUAAUUUAUUCAUAUGUUUAUUUAUUAUAUUUAUGUAUGUAUUUCUAUUUUCAUUGUGUUGAUUUAUUUAAAUAUUUCUUUCCAUUUUAUUUUGCGUAACGUUAUUUAAUGAUCAGUCUUUAGUCUCGGGCAGAGAGUUAGAGGAUGUUUGGAGGUGACUGUAACUCAAUCUCUGAAUCCUCUGAGUCUCUAAAACCCGUCCAGACUGAAGCAGCUUUGUUCUCCUGCAGCGUGGCUCAUCGUGGUCCGUGCAUUUCAGGACGUUUAAUCAGAUUCAACUCUUUCAUUUAUCAAGGUUUGACUUUAAACACAACAUAUAAAACGGUUCGUGUUCGCUGAUGACGUCCUGGCUUUGACCUGUGACCUCCAGGUUUCAUUAAAUGUGUUGACAUGAUGAACACGGAGCAGGAGGAGGAGGAGGAGGAGGAGGAGGCGCGUACGAGUUCCUUUUCUUUCCUUUCUACUCGAGUGUUUGGCUCAGAUCGUUCCACAGUUUUCCGAGUGUCCAGCAGAGGUCGGCCAUGUCCCACGUCAACGCCACGGAGCUGCAGUCGCUCCUUCUCUCCUUCCUGCAGCACUGCCUCAACGCCACGAGCAAACUGCCGCCUCAGAACUACACUACCCAGCAGGCCGUGCAGCAGGCGGCCGGCGCCAGGGUGCACGCUCAGUCUCAGGGAAUCGUGUACAUCUUCCUGGUGGUCGGCAUGUUCAGCUUCUUCACCUUCGGCAUCAUGCUCAGCUACAUCCGCUCCCAGAAGCUGGAGGGCUCCCAGGACCCGUACCACCAGUACAUCGCCCACGACUGGACCGGGGUGGCGGCUCCGUCCAGGGCCGUCGCUCAGGCCCUGCAGAGGGCGACGGCCGGGGGCAACGGGGAGCCCACGGUCAUCUGCAACCCUGCCACAGAGGAACAUCUCCCAGGAGGACUCAUCCCGUGACUUAAAACAUCUCUCAUUUUAUUGAUUUACCACCUUCAUGUCACAUAGCAACCAAGCGUUACAGCAUCUUCAGUCAUUUCACAGAAACAACCCCGAAUCAGAUAAGUCUCAGUCUAAUGAAGUUGCUCCAUCAAAUACAAGUGUUUCUGUUCCUCCAGAAAUAAAUAUGAUUCAUACCCUGUGUGGUAACACUC